UACGAUUUCAUUAUUGUAUAUCACGAAAUAUUUUUGUGCAACAUUGGAGACAAGAUUUUAUCACCUCGUCCCUAUCAUCCAAAUACAUACAUAUUAAUUCCACUUCUAUACCAACAGUAAAACUUGCAUAUGCAUCUUACGAAUCAAUGAAGGGAAAUAAAGAUGCUUCUAAGUAUCCUAUUAUUAUAAUGCACGGUCUUUUUGGUUCAAAGAAUAACUGGAACACCUUAUCAAAAACAAUACAUCAGCAAACAGAUCGUAAGGUAAUAAGUGUAGAUGCAAGGAACCAUGGAGAUUCUCCACAUUCUACACAUAUGACAUAUAGACAUAUGGCGAAAGAUAUAACUCAGCUUAUGCAUGAUUUGGGGUUUGAGAAAUCUGUAUUACUUGGACAUAGUAUGGGAGGAUCAACGAUGAUGUAUAUAGCUUUACAUUAUCCAGAAUUAGUAGAAAAAUUAAUAGUAGUAGAUAUGUCUCCAGUGAGGACCAGUCCUCAACUCAUGGAGAUAGAAAAAAUAUUUAAUGCUAUGCGUAUGGUAAAAUUGACUGGAAGCCCAACAUUAACAAAGGCGCGUAGAAUGGCAGAGGAACAGCUUGCAGAUACUAUUAAAUCUCUGACUUUCCGUCAGUUUUUAAUAAUGAACCUAGUGGAAGCUGAUGUUGGAAAAUAUAAAUGGCGAGUUAAUUUACCUGUACUCGCGGAAAAUUUUACAACACAAAUAGCAGUUUUCCCACAUAUAGAAUCACAGGUUUAUAAGGGACCAACAUUAUUUGUAGGAGGUGCAUUAAGUGAUUACAUAAAAGUAGAAGAUCAUAAUAAAAUUAAAGAAUUAUUUCCUUCUGCGGAAUUCCUCUAUAUAAAUGGUGCUAAUCAUUGGGUUCAUGCAGAUAAACCAACUGAAUUCUUGAAGAUUGUUAUUAAUUUCAUUAAUCAAACAUAAUUAUCAUAAGUGAAA
Molecule: messenger RNA, 956 nt
Organism: Dufourea novaeangliae
Lineage: Eukaryota; Metazoa; Arthropoda; Insecta; Hymenoptera; Halictidae
Product: alpha/beta hydrolase domain-containing protein 11
Exons: 5
Coding region: 147-941 (264 amino acids)
Cellular component (GO): mitochondrion
Source: RefSeq, a predicted model, not a curated record